AGGUGACAAAGUUGGCGAGUUAGAGAGAAACCUGACGGCGCUCUUUGUUUUUUGUUUUGUUUUGUUAUGUUUUUUGUGGAAUAUGCGGUUACUCUGCAUUUAUAAACCUUUCUACCUUAUUAUCAGAUUAUUACCCAUUAUUCAUGCCUAUUAGUUUGUAGAGAAACAUGUACUGUAGGCUACACUGUCUCAUUGUCAGUACAGUGUAUCAGUACAGUGGAGCUUGAGCUUGUCAAUGAGUAACUUGUCUGAGUGCUCUUUGUGCGCGACAUUUUACGACUUCUGCUAACCGUGAUACUGUAGCCUGGAAGUCUGGAUGUAUACUUUGCAUGUGCAUGGGAUGCGUUUAUUUGGAACUUUGGAAUGGGAAAACUCAAUUCUUUUCUCAGUUAGGUGAAUCAGAUGCCACACAUAAUGGGCAAGAGCUUUGAGGGGAAGAGCAAAAGGUUAGAUCGGCCCACUAUGCCCGUGGAGAGAAUGCGUAUGAGACCAUGGCUGGAGGAACAGAUAAACUCGUCUAAAAUACCAGGACUUAAAUGGGUUAAUAGGGAAAAGAAAAUUUUUCAGAUUCCGUGGAUGCAUGCUGCACGGCAUGGCUGGGAUGUAGAGAAAGAUGCACCUCUGUUUCGAAACUGGGCCAUACACACAGGCAAAUACCAACCAGGAGUGGACAAGCCUGACCCCAAAACGUGGAAGGCAAACUUCCGCUGUGCUAUGAACUCCCUUCCUGACAUUGAGGAGGUGAAAGAUAAAAGCAUUAAGAAAGGAACAAAUGCCUUUAGGGUUUAUAAGAUGUUGUCAGCAUCUGAAAGACAGUCAAAGAGAGGAAAGAAGAGACCAGAUAAAGAUAUUAAGGUAAAGGAGGAGCACCAAUGCCCUGUUUCCUCUGCCUGGGAGAGUACCAAUGGCUCCACAAGGAGUGCAGGAGCACUAGCAGUCAAACAGGAAGCAGAUCACACUGUCACAGAAACAGAAGCUGGUAGCCACAGUCCCUCUGAAGACCAUCUGAUCAUCCCGGACGUGUGUCAGACCAUCGAGGUGGUGACAGAGAACGAGGAGCAGGCUGUGAGCUCCAGCCACUCCUACCCCCUCCAGAUCUCUCCAAUGUCCUCAUACGGAGAGAGCGAUACUGACAGCGUGCAGAGUGAAGAGGACUCCAAAGAGCGCAUGCAAGGACUUGUAUGGGGCUCUAAUCGUGUUGAGGCAAAGCCAGUCCUGGACAGCUCUGCGAUGCGGACGUCUUUACCCAGCAUGUCCACUUUCAUCACUCAGUCUAAGCCCAACUUCAGGAUUACAACUGUCCAGGACACUUUGUCCACUCCUUUUCAUGUCCCCUAUAACAGUGGGGGACCAUGGAGCCUCUUGACCCCGUCUCACCCUCCAUCACAGCCCCCAGCAGCUUCCAGCAAACCCCCUGUCCAUGAAAAACGGGCCAGUGUCAUCAUGAAAACCUCAGACGUAUCCAAAUCUGUCAAGAGUUACUGAGGAAAACCACUAGUUCUAGAUCCUGGCUUCAUUGAAGGCUGUACUGAACUUGAACAUGGAGCAAAGAACCUAAGCAACACUCUGUUGCCUCUUAUUGAUGAUCUCACAGCUAGCAAAACUGAUGAAGAUGAUGGUGAUGUCUGGCUCGCUGAAUAGCUCAUCUUAGCAGUGGGUGAGAUAAGACAUGAUACAGGGCAAAAUGCAGGAUUCAGUGCAGGUCCAAGCCUUAAAUUCAGGGAGCGGUCUAAGUGCAGUGACAGAUGUCAACACUGCCAUUGUGCCAUUGUUUCCAGCUUGUUUUGGAUGUGUAUAUACAGGAGAGUCAUAAUGUCUAAUCAGCGGCAUUAGAUUUAGCACCUUAUAGAAAAGCACUGAAUGAGAGUAUCUGUGGCCUUCUUUCUUUUCUCUAUAGCACCACGACUGUGGACACACACUUCUCUGAAAGGAUUUGUUAGUUUGUGUCUCAUGUCCACCAAAGAAAGCACUUUUAAAGAUAGCCUUUUGUAUCUCAACAUCUGACAUAGUCCCAUAUAUUGUUGUGUCUUAAGGGAUUUUUUUUAAAGGUGGAUAUUUACAUUUUUUGCCCAGUAUAAUCAAUUUUGAUUCAUGGAUGUUUUUGUGAAUGACAACAAUGGCACUUAUUUUAUGUUUUUUUUUAAAGUAAAAAUACAUUGAUAUAUUUUUUUUUUUGCUUUCUACUGUAUGUGUGAACAUAAAUGUACAUAUAAACAAAUUUAAUUAUACAGUUCUGUGAAAAAGCGUUUGCCCCUGAAGUGGUUUUCUGCAUUUUUGCAUAUUUUAGAGUAGAUGCUAAAAUCAGAAUAUAGUGUUUGAUGCAUAGAGCUCUAAGGAUUGUAGCCAUUUUGAGUUGCACCGGAAGACAAGUGUGCAUAUUUCUGUGAAUACACCUCAUCUUCACCUCCAAGUAGCUAUCCAGUGCCUUGUCUUGAGUAAAGCCUUGGUAGAUUAAGGUUAUUGUGCAGAAUCCACCAAGGACUAUUGUAUACCCCCUUGAGUACUGAUCAGUACUCUGUAUGUCACCUCCAGACAGUGGAGACACAGCUGGAGUCAGUCAGCCUGGAGGUGUCCUGGCUUUCUGUAACUUCAUAGAGUUCCUGGGAAACAACUAGGCCAGGCAACGUGUGAAGCACAUGCCCACGGUAUGCUGGGUCUCAUCCUCCUUCUAUCAGCUGGCCUAUUACAUAUGCUUGUAAUCCAUGUUACUGAACUCAUUGUACACAUGGAUUCAUUCCAAAAAAAAAAAAACACACAUGCACACACACAUAUCCUAGGAAGCAA
Pangasianodon hypophthalmus (striped catfish) is the source of this 2784-nucleotide messenger RNA. RefSeq names its product interferon regulatory factor 2b (gene irf2b). The record is from RefSeq and is a predicted model, not a curated record. Bases 403 to 1485 code for a protein of 360 amino acids. The transcript is spliced from 9 exons. Gene Ontology annotation, cellular component: nucleus. NCBI's taxonomy places the organism in Eukaryota, Metazoa, Chordata, Actinopteri, Siluriformes, Pangasiidae. Gene Ontology annotation, molecular function: RNA polymerase II cis-regulatory region sequence-specific DNA binding; DNA-binding transcription factor activity, RNA polymerase II-specific. Gene Ontology annotation, biological process: regulation of transcription by RNA polymerase II; immune system process.